UGUACUGUCGGGAACUGUACAGGAGAGGAGAAACAUUCCCGAUGGUGGAGUACACUAGCAAACAGUAUUCUAUAAGUGCAGUCAUUUUGGACUGCAUUAAAGUCUACUAAAGAUAAUAAUUCUCGUUGAUAUUAUAAUAGCCAUGGAUUAAUCUACGGUGAGCAUCAUCCGUUUCGGAAAGACAGUAUAUGCGCAGUAUGCUUCGAUGGAAUAUAAUGAGACGGAAGGGGAUUACUGGGAUUUCCAUAAGUUUGACUUGUGCUAGAUAACUUGGAUUUGGAAUCGCGUCUUCGGCUCUGUUUGUGACUUAAGGUAUAAUUUUAGGAUUUAAAAUGGAUUCUUUCUGUUCGAGUGGAUGUUUAUGACGAGAAUUUUGUUUUGUGGGGAAUUGAAAGAUAUGGUCAGUGCAGUGGUCAGUCAGGAGAGACUGAAGAUUUCCCGCGCCUGCUCUGCGGUGGAGGACUACAGGCGGCCGUGGAAGAACCGAACCAUCUGAGGAGAGCGCGUGCCAUGCCGUUUCAGGGCUCGAGCGGUAGAAAGCUGUGAAACCUGUGGCCAGGAGUUGACUGAGACGCUGUUAUGGGCUUUGCCAUGAGGCACCGCUGGUUCAUGGUGCCACUGCUAAUGCAGGCAUGGCUGUCUGCCACCCCUUGCUCUGGUGAGCGUCCUUGCCCUCGGAGUUGUCGAUGCGAUGGCAAAAUUGUAUACUGUGAGUCCAGCGCAUUCCGUGAUGUUCCCAAGAACCUCUCAGGCGGCUGUCAAGGCCUGUCCCUGCGGUAUAACAGCCUAGCAAGCCUGAAGGCUGGCCAAUUUGUUGGCCUCAACCAGCUCAUUUGGCUGUACCUCGACCACAACUACAUUGCAAAUGUGGAUACACAUGCUUUUCAAGGGAUACGGAGGCUCAAGGAGCUAAUAUUGAGCUCCAACAAGAUCACACUGCUGCAUAACACCACAUUUCACCUGGUACCAAACUUGAGGAACCUGGACCUUUCCUAUAACAAGCUACAAGCUCUAAAACCAGGGCAGUUCCAGGGACUGCGAAAGCUACUCAGCUUGCACAUGCGCUCCAACUCCCUUAAGAAUCUUCCCUCUCGCCUUUUUCAAGACUGCCGUAAUCUUGAAUUCCUUGACCUUGGCUACAACCGUCUGCGGAGCAUCACUCGCAAUUCAAUGUCUGGCCUGAUGAAGCUAACUGAGCUGCAUAUAGAGCAUAACCAGUUCUCUAAAAUCAACUUUUUCAACUUUCCACGAUUCUAUAACUUACGUGCUCUUUACCUACAGUGGAACCGGAUUAGGACCAUGAGUGAAGGCCUCACAUGGACAUGGACGUCAUUGCAGAAGCUAGACCUUUCAGGAAAUGACCUGCAGGAGAUAGAUGCAGACGUGUUCCAGGCCAUGCCAAAUCUGCAGAUGCUUAACUUGGAUUCAAACAAGCUUGUCAAUGUUUCUCAAGAAGCUGUGGAUGCUUGGACCUCUCUGACUGCAAUUAGUCUGGCAGGAAACAUGUGGGACUGUGGACCAGUUGUGUGUCCACUGGUGGCCUGGCUGAGAACCUUCCGUGGAAACAAAGAAAUUAAUAUGAUUUGUGCAUUACCCAAAGAAGCUCAAGGGGAGAAGGUUAUGGAUACAGUUGACGCAAGUGGAGUUUGCAGGGGUUCCCCUGCUACACCAUCAACUGUAAUUAUUCCCUCUACUUCUUUUGUCGCCUUUGCCCAGACCCCUGCCAGCUCUUUUAUCCCAACCAUCAAAUCUGGAGACAGCAGAAGGAGCCAGGGGACGUCCUUGGAAGGCACCCCGUCUUCAGCACCUUCUCAGCCUGCUGUCCCACCACCUGAGCAAGACUUCGAACCGGUGUCUUUCCACAAGAUAGUUGCAGGAAGUGUUGCCCUCUUCCUGUCAGUUGCCAUGAUCCUCCUGGUAAUUUAUGUCUCAUGGAAGCGCUAUCCAAGCAGUGUUAAGCAGCUACAAGAAAACUCGGCUGCUGCUCACAAACGUCGGAAAAAAUCACGGGAGACAGAGCGCACACUUAGCACACCAUUGCAGGAGUACUAUGUGGACUACAAACCUAAUAACACAGAGGGUACGGAUGUGCUGGUCAAUGGGACUGGACCAUGCACCUACACCAUCUCUGGCUCCAGAGAAUGUGAGGUAAGACUCCACACAACUUAUAGUCCAUUGAUAUUGGUGAGAAGAGAAGUCAGUUUUUUAACAGUUUUUAAGAAAUUCUUUCUGUUCUUGUGCUGUUUCGAUGCCACAUUUGGGAGAUUUUUGUUGGAUAAAAGUGUAUGCAUGGGAGGGACAUGUUUUUGGCAGGGUUAUUUUAGCAAGUGUUUUUGGCACAGUAUGUAGUCUGUUUAACUUUGGAUGUGGUGUUAAUUUA
Messenger RNA from Carassius auratus (goldfish), 2380 nucleotides. RefSeq names its product leucine-rich repeat transmembrane neuronal protein 4. NCBI's taxonomy places the organism in Eukaryota, Metazoa, Chordata, Actinopteri, Cypriniformes, Cyprinidae. Gene Ontology annotation, molecular function: protein binding. Bases 580 to 2349 code for a protein of 589 amino acids. The transcript is spliced from 2 exons. The record is from RefSeq and is a predicted model, not a curated record.